CAGGCAGAGGCAGUGCGAUCGUGAACUUGUCUCUCGUCAGUUCAGUUGUUCACGUGUGCCGUGCAUCUCUCUACGAGUAUUCGUAGUCGCAGUGUUUAUAACACUAAUUACGCGUUGUUGGUGCUUAUUCUUGUUAGUUUGGCUUUGUGAAUGUGUGCACGACGAUAUCUUGGCAAAACAACGCAAAUUACCAACAGUUUUAUGUUCGUUGCUAUCGGCGCAGCGCAUCUAUGGUCUACUUCACAGCCAUUUCGGGGCCUGAAAAGUGUUAUAAACUAUAAUUAAAUACGUGCGUGCGUGUGCGGUGACUCGGCAAUCAACGCAACUCAUUUAAAUCAAUACAACACAAUUGCCGCAUUUUUGUUUAUCGCCAUCGCCAUCUCCGACAUCGUCGUCGUUGUUGUUGUUGUUGGUUCUUUAAAACAUAAAUUAAUAUAAAUCCAGGCAAGUUCCCUGGUGCACGGCAACGGCAACGGCAAACAGCAAAACUAAUUUAUGGCAUUAAAAAUGCAUAUUUUCUAGCAGUGUGUUGCCAGUUUUUAUCAUUUGCCAACUGCAAAAGGCGCGCGCCUGAAAGUGUGCACUACUUUCUCUCCUCUCGAGCGCGAGUGUGUGUGAGUGCAAGUGUGCAAGUGUGCAAGUGUGUGCGUGAGUGUCUAUGUCGGUGUCUAUAUCUGUGCUGUGCGUCCGCCUGUCCCUUUUUAUUUCUCGGCAAAAGUGAAGUUUAUGCGAGGCGAGAGCUGUGAGUAGCUCAUGCAGCUAAAAUUGGAUUCGACUGGCACAAAGCAGCAUUAGAGCAACUGAGCCUGAAAAUUUACCCUCAACCGACCGACCGACCGCUGACUGACUGUGGCAUCUUCGUCUCUCCCGCAUCUUCGUCUCCAUCCUAAUCGUCGACGUCGUCGUCAUCGUCAGCAGCAGCAGCAGCAGCAUUAUCAUCAUCAGCAGCAAGAGUAACGCAUGAUAACUCACUACUUUGGCCCUGGACUGGCAACGAAAUGGCUUUCCUAUGUGCACCGCUGGCCACAGUAAUGAAAUGGCGACCAAUGGUGAUUUAUCGAUGAUCUCGCCUCCAACGUCUUCCAUUUCAAACGAUCAAGAUCCGUUUGGACAGCUGCCACCGCUACCACCGCCGUUGCGUUCCACCCAAGUGCUUCAGCCAUUGAGCGUAUUUCCAGUGUCCAAUUUGAGCGAAGAUUCUUACGAUUAUGUUUUUGGUGGUCGACGUAAGACUCCGCCCACAACAACGACAACACAACUCAAGCUGACCUCGCCGCCAGUUCGCUUGCGACCCGAAGACGCCUAUCGAGGUGAGAAUAUAAACAACGGACGUUUCUAUCGCCAUUCCUUCAGCUAUGCCCCAAAACGUCAACGCCACUCGAGUCGUGAUGAUCGUGACCGCGAGUCAAGAUUAAGAUGUCAUGGCGAGGAUGAGGCCACUUUGCGCCAAUUGCUGCUCGAAAGCCACACCCAAAGUGGUUUGGUAUUCACGCCACUCAAUGAUUUGCAAAAGCAAGUUAGCGUGAUGAGCAUGAAUCUAUCAGCGAAACUCGAUGAGCUGCAGCGAGGCGAUCGACACCUGGAGACGACAGUCGCCUUGUGCGAAAUCCGGACACAGCUGCAGGAGCUGACCAAGUCCGUGGAGAGCUGCCAGAGCGAAGUAUCUGAGGUCAAACGUGACAUGGUGGCUAUCAAACAUGAACUGGACACUGUGCAGCAGGUGAAGGAGGAGAUUGAGGAGCUGCGCGAAUAUGUCGACAGACUGGAGGAGCACACACACAGACGGAAGCUAAGACUUUUAGAACAAGGUCUGACCUUCUUUCUCACCUACUCCAUAUUCUCGGCGGUGCUGGGCAUGCUGCAGUUUGGCUACAACACUGGAGUCAUCAAUGCGCCCGAGAAGAAUAUUGAGAAUUUCAUGAAGGAUGUAUACAAGGAUCGCUAUGGCGAGGACAUUAGCGAGGAGUUCAUUCAGCAGCUCUACUCGGUGGCAGUCUCCAUAUUCGCCAUCGGCGGUAUGCUCGGCGGUUUCAGCGGUGGCUGGAUGGCCAAUCGCUUUGGCAGAAAAGGCGGUCUAUUGUUGAACAAUGUGCUUGGUAUUUCGGGCGCUUGUUUGAUGGGUUUUACCAAAGUUAGUCAUUCCUAUGAAAUGUUAUUCCUUGGCCGAUUUAUAAUUGGUGUUAAUUGCGGUCUCAAUACAUCGUUGGUGCCAAUGUACAUCUCUGAAAUAGCGCCACUGAAUCUACGCGGUGGCUUAGGUACUGUUAAUCAAUUGGCUGUGACUGUAGGUUUACUAUUAUCCCAGGUGCUGGGCAUUGAACAAAUCUUAGGCACUAAUGAGGGCUGGCCCAUACUCCUGGGUCUGGCCAUCUGUCCAGCAAUAUUGCAAUUAAUAUUACUGCCAGUUUGUCCCGAAUCACCCAGAUAUUUGCUCAUCACCAAACAAUGGGAAGAGGAGGCGCGUAAAGCACUGCGUCGCCUGCGCGCCUCCGGCUCGGUGGAUGAGGACAUUGAGGAAAUGCGCGCCGAGGAGCGUGCUCAGCAGUCCGAGAGCCAUAUAUCGACCAUGGAGCUCAUCUGUUCGCCCACGUUGCGUCCGCCAUUGAUCAUUGGCAUUGUGAUGCAGCUGAGUCAACAGUUUAGCGGUAUCAACGCCGUCUUCUACUACUCCACAUCGCUCUUCAUGAGCUCCGGACUGACUGAGGAGAGCGCCAAGUUUGCCACGAUAGGCAUUGGCGCAAUUAUGGUUGUAAUGACUUUGGUCUCCAUACCGCUGAUGGAUCGCACAGGUCGUCGAACCCUGCAUCUUUAUGGAUUGGGCGGCAUGUUCAUCUUCUCCAUCUUCAUAACGAUUUCGUUCCUGAUCAAGGAGUUUUUUGGUUAUGUGCAGGAAAUGAUCGACUGGAUGUCAUAUCUCUCGGUGGUGGCCACCCUCGGCUUCGUCGUCUUCUUCGCCGUGGGACCCGGAUCCAUUCCUUGGAUGAUCACCGCGGAGCUCUUCUCGCAGGGACCGCGGCCCAGUGCCAUGGCCAUUGCAGUGUUGGUCAAUUGGAUGGCCAACUUUGUGGUCGGCAUUGGUUUCCCCAGCAUGAAGACCGCAUUGGAGAACUACACUUUCUUGCCAUUUAGCGUAUUCUUAGCCAUAUUUUGGAUAUUCACCUACAAGAAGGUUCCUGAGACCAAAAACAAAACCUUUGAAGAGAUCUUGGCUCUCUUCCGUCACAACAACGGCAGGAGUAUGCUAAACUGCACAAAUAGCUUGGAGCCACAAAGUAUGAAUUCUGGCAUCGAGCAUGCCGCAUUGAUGGUAUCUGAGGAGAAGACCCAACAUGACUCACUGUUUGGUACGACUUCGUUCUCGUUGACGGUUGAAGGCAUGGGUCCAUAUCCGUUAAGCGAUAGCACCAAUCUCUUGGGUCCAACGUCAACAAGUUAUAUGAGCGGCGGAGUCGGCGUGGCCGGCUCCUCCUCGGCUUGCUACACAAACUACGGUACAAAUAUACAAACGCCAGUUCCUAAUCGCAAAUGCUACUACAAUGAGUCUGACUAUGGCCGAGAUGAUAACUUUCGCCGGCACUCGGCGCACGGAAGAAUGUCAUCUGCAUCCGAGCGAUUUUUAGACGGCGGCCGAAGUACACACCAGGGCCGGAGCGCUGCCUCUGUGCCCCAUCACCUUCGUCAGCAAGCACCUGUUUGCCAGAACAGCGGGCCUUGACUGAGGAACGCCUCACCUCCUGAAACUGCCAGUGUACAUUCAACGAGUCGCGCUGAGGAGCAACAACAGCAGCAACAGCAACAACAGCAACCGCAACAUGAACAGCAGUGCUCGUCCUCCUCUCAGCAUCAGCAUCAACCCUGUUACACCACACACGAAUACGUACAUUGUAGCUAUGAGAAGGAAAUCGUAUGUGAUCAGGCACCGCUGCCAUCGCACACACAACAACACAAGCAUGAGCAGUCCCAGGAGGCGGUAGCCAUCAUUUCCCACUGCCAUCAGACGCAACAACAGCAGCAGCAGCCGCAGCAGUCGUCGCAGUCGCAACGCAAGCACAGCCACAGUCACAGUCCGCACCACAGUCGCCACACUUCACCGCACAGUCAUCACUCGCAUCUGGGUCAGGGUCAGAGUCAGAGUCAAUCACAAUCACAAUCGCAAUCCCAAUCUCAGUCGCACUCUCAUCAUCAUCACUAUCGCCGUCGACGUCGGCAGCACAGCGUCGCUGCUGUCGGUGGCAGCGGCAGCUUGCCAGGCGCCCACACCCAACACUCCCACUCAGGAGGCGGUGGCCACCACAGCGCACGUCACGUGUGCAGCAGUCGACGUCAUCGCUCGGUCACCGAUGUGUCCUGCAACUCGAUCAACGCCUGUCAGGAUGCAGCGUGCGCCGAUCGCGAGGUCCAGGAGAUAAUGGUGCGCAAGUCCUGCUGCAGUGCCUCACGCACUGAGCUGGCCCAAUACUUUGCCGAGGAUCUCUAUGGCGCAUCCUCACGUCGUCCCAGCUCGUGUUGCACCAGUUCCGAUUAUUGCUAUCAAACGGACUCCACUAGUCUGUACGGUUCACGCUCCUCGCUCAGUCGCAACAACUCCAUCAAGUCCGCCUCGGCUGCCAUGCGCAAGCAGCAGCGUCUCCAAGCUCGCCAACCCAGCUACACUUCCAUCUCGUUGCGUGGCCUCAACGCCAGUCGACCCAACAGUCAGCUGGGCUCGUUGACUUCCAUCUUCGAUCGUGCCAAGCAGAUUGCCGACGACAGCAAGUACCCGGAACAGCAGGAUGCGGCUCGUCAAUCGGCUAUGACACCUUCGCGUGGCUCCACGCUGGAGCGGCACAGCUCCAAGGGAGCGCUAAGCAACGAGCUGCCCGAGUACGCCUGCUCACCGUCGCCGAUUCGCUGGAGUUUCCUCGCCGACGGAAAGUCCCCGACGGAGUUCGAGCUGGAGGGCGCUGUGGGAGGCAACACGGAGACAGCACAGGCAAGCUCGGCUGCUGUCGAGGAUAAGUUGGAUGCGUGGCAUGUGCCCGAGCCGGAGGUGAAGCCCUGCCGCAAGCGCACGAGCAGCUGGAAGAGCUCCCUAUACGAUGAGGGACCAAGCACAUCGGCAGCGGCUGCUGCACGCAAGCGACGUGGCAGCAACUAUCACUGCGAGUUCGAGGAGUCGACGACGGUGCUGUUUCAUCAGGAUCAGGAGGGGGAGACGUACAACAAUUGCUGCAACAACUACAUACAGUGCAACACGUAUCUGGAUCAAGAUCUGCAGAUAACCAGCGAGGAUAUUCAUCAGUAUUUGUCGAAGGGAAAUCCGACGGUGGGCGAUGUGCUCAACAAUUCCAAGAACUAUCCGUUUCAGCCAAGCAAUGCACUCGAAUUCCAGUACAAGAACAACUUUCAGCAGGGCAACAACAAUGCCAACAACAACACAAACACCACCAACACCGCCUCGAGCGAUGCGGGGGAAUGCUUUCAACGCUACGAGCGCAGUUAUCACACCAGCGCCUCCAGCAAGGAGACGAAUUUGAAUCAAAAUGCCAGUGGCCAGGCGGCAGCAACAGAGCCGAUGUCUCCCAGCAAUAUUAACCUGUCGAGCAGCAGCAACAACAUCAAUAUCGUGUUCAGCAGCAGCAGCCAGGAGCGCAAUGCCAACGAGGUGAAGUUCAUCAACAAUCGAAGCGGAGGCGCGGACAGAGAGCGAGAGCGAGGUGUUGGCGAGGUGACGGACUCAUCGACGAUGGUCAGCUCGGAGGCGCAUCAUGCCGGAUACUUGCCUUACACGUAUCCCAGCUAUGAUUAUACCAACAUGUCGGGGAACUCGCACUUUGAGAAGCCGCUGGGCAUCGAUGAGUUGCCCAAGGAAUUCGCUGGCGCUCAUUUGGAUGGCGGAGGUUCGACGACCAGCGAGCACUCGUCGUCGCUGCACUUUGAUUCCUUCGAUGCGGCAUCGGAGCACAAUCUGUUGUCGCAACCGAUGUCCCCUGGUUCGCCUGGCUCCGUUUCGGUCUCGGUGAAUCCUGCUGGCGAUGGUUAUAUGCAUCUGCAUCACUCGCAUCUCGAGCAUCCUCAUCAGCAGCAUCAGCAGCAGUAUUAUCAUAGCUAUUCACAGCACGCUCAUCAUGCCCAUCACAGCACCAACACAACUUGCACCAACAGCACGUGCACCUAUGCUUAUGGCCCCCACACGCCCCACGACCUGGCCGAGGAGCAAUUCCGGCUGGGUAAUGCUUUGAAGAAGGUGCGCAAGCGUGCACGCAAAUACACCGAUUUUCUGCGCAAGAAGUGAAGAGCGGGACACGUGAGACCUCCUUGCUGAUAACCUCCUCCUUCCACCCCCUUCGUCCCUCUAGAUUCGCCAUACUUUGGUCGCAAGUAUGUCGUCGUCUCGAAGUCGCAGCCGCGUCGCUCGCAAAGCCUGGACGAGGAUUAGCUGUGGAUAAUUGUGGAUUGUGGAUGGAACAACAACAACAACAACACAAGAAAGAUCAACAUCAGCAUUUUUAUCGCACACUUUUCGAAAAGCAAUAACUAAACAUUUUUCAUCAAAAACCAAAAAAUCACUUCGAACGAAAUUAAUUAAUUUAAAUUUAUACACUGCCAAAAAGACGAAGACGAAGUUUAGAUGUUUGAAAUUUAUUAAUAUUUAUUUGUGGUAGGCCAAAUUGUUAAGUGCGAUGGACACACAUAAGAACACACUCACACAUACUGAUUCACAUGCGGCAGCCAGCUACAAAAAUACAAGAAACAACAAGAUGAACAAGACGAUGAACAACAACAACAACAACCACAACAACGACUAUUUUAAAAGAAUUACUAAGCUAACAGUGCGUAUACAUGAUAAGUAUGAACAUUUGUAUAUUCAACUUAAUGAUUAAGUACAGGUUUUGAAUUUGCAUAUUUAAAUUACGAAUACGAAUACGAAAAUGAAAAAGAAAAGAAAAGAAAAAGGCAAAUGCAAAUAAUAAUGCACAACUACCCAAGAAAACAUAACAUAGUUAUUAAAAUUAAACAAUAAAUUUAAAUAGAAGUAUUUGUAAGAGAUCGCCGAGAGAGAGAUCGAAGCAGCGCUACAAGAUUUAGAGUUUCAGCAACUGCAGCAUAGACAACAACCAGAAAACAGAAAAUAUUAACAGUUAAUUGAUAAAUUAAACCAAAUAAAAAGUAAACCAAUUGCAAAAGAACAUUUAAGAGCAACAACAACAAGAAGAAGAAGAAGAACAACAACAACUGUAGCUGACACAUAAAAUGCAAAAGUUAUUGAGCAUUCCACUUAAUCAGUAAGUAAGCUAAACUAAGCUACAAAUUUAAUAAUAUUAUAGGUAUAUAGGAAGGUGAUUUUUUGUUAGUUAUAUUUACUGUUUUAUAUGCGCAUUUUUAUGGUUGAAGUUGAACAAGUUUCUUCAGGGACUGCUUGCAAUUUAUGUAUAAGCAAUAAGCCGUUUUGCUCAAAAAGAUAAUCUCUUUUGUGUUUUGUGUUCUUUGAUUCCCAAUUUCCAAUUUCAUUUAAUCUCGUUUCGAAAUUCGAAUACUUUCAUCGCUUUCCGUUUCCGUUUCAUGGUAAACUGUCUUUCUUUCUCGAGAUGUGGUGCGGAUCACAUUUCAAAGCUAAUAAUCAUUUGAAUUGCAUUGAUCCCAACAACUGUCUUCCAAUUGUAUUUUAUAGUACAUCUCUAGUUUCAAUUCCUUUGAAGAAAAACCACAAAAGAACAAAACGAAAACGAAAAAUUAAAUCACACAAAAACACUUAAAUAGGUAAUUUUUAAUUUCGAUAAAUUAAUGAAUGAAUUAAAUCAAACGUACCUUGCGUGACAAAAACAAAAAACAAAAAAAGAAAACAUUGAAUAAAUAUUAGUAAGGCAAAAAAUGAGACGAACAACUGUAAAUAAUUGCUGUUAAUUAAAGAUUAAAUUAAUUUACGAAAUAAAUUACAUUUAAUGAAACUUAAUAUAAUUUGUAGUUAUUAGCUGAAAAAUCAUUAAAAUAGUAAAACGGAAUAAUAAAUAUAAAUGCACUGCCAAAAAAAGGUUUUAUGUAAAACAACAACAACAACAACAACAAAAUAGAUUGAACAAACCGACGAUGAAGAAUCUAAGAAAAGCAAAAAAAAAACUAAAAAAUAAAAAACAAAAGCGAAUUCAAAAAGAAAAAAACAACAACAUAAAAACUUUAAACAAAAUACUGCUGUAAAUAUAAGAAUGAAUACAUAUAGAAAAUCAUAGACAUUUUUUAAUGGCACAUUAAUUAACGAGGAGCAUGCAAUUUGCAGAUUUUUUACAUUAUUUUAAUGAAAUAAGUAACAACAAUAAUGAGUUAAAUACAAAUUCUUAAAAACAAAAAACCAAAAAUAUAUUUAAAAAAAAGAAAAACAAAAAGAAGCCACGCGGCAGCGAUUUUGUAACAAAAUCAAAAGAUAAAAUGUUAACAUUGCAUAAAGUUUAAAAUAAUAAAAUAAUUGAAUUGAAUUGACGAACGAAAAAACAAUAGAAGCGCAAAAUGGACUACGAAAACGAUGUUAACUGGUUGUGAGUUUGAUCUGAUACGACACCUGAGAUACUUUUGCAGAUCUGAGAUGCGAAAGUAUCUGAGAUGCAUAUCAUUUGAGCCGAACUAGUCUAAUGUUGUGUGCAUUAUUCUAAAUGUAAAUAAUGAGGAAAUCAACUAAGUUAAUUAACGCCCAUUAACAAGUUAAUAUACACACACAAACCAAACACACACAAGCAAAGAAAGAAAGAAUUAACUAUGCAAUUUAACGAGAAUCGUUCAUAAAACAACAAUAAAAGCUAAUGAAAUACAAUUUUAAUGUUCACAGAAUACAACAAAAUAAUACACAUUAAACUAAUAAACAACAAAAAAACAAAAAA
Molecule: messenger RNA, 8849 nt
Organism: Drosophila sulfurigaster albostrigata
Lineage: Eukaryota; Metazoa; Arthropoda; Insecta; Diptera; Drosophilidae
Gene: Glut1
Product: glucose transporter type 1
Exons: 18
Biological process (GO): monosaccharide transmembrane transport
Cellular component (GO): membrane
Molecular function (GO): hexose transmembrane transporter activity
Source: RefSeq, a predicted model, not a curated record